AUGUUGAAUCAAGUUAAUGACAAGGCAGGUUUACUUGGAUCUGAAAGAUUGACUGCACGACAGACAAGAACACUUUGGGAGAUUUGUAAUUUCGAACAGUUGUGGAGUUCAACAACGCCAGCUCCAUUCUGUGGUUUAUUCUCACCACAUAACAAUUUGAUGUUGGAAUAUUUUGAAGAUUUGGAUUAUUUCUACAAUACUGGCUAUGGAGGUCCAAGAAGACUAUUUGAAAAUAUGAAUUGUCUUUUGAUUCAGGAUCUUCUGGGAUUCCUUGACACAAGCGACCAGACAGAGAAUGUCAGAAUUUACAGCACACAUUCAACAGCUUUCCAACUUUUCAUGGUCACUUUGGGAUUGUUUGAUGGUGAUGUUCCACUAACAGCUGCUAAUUUCAAUAUUCAAGCAAACCGACAAUGGAGAAGUUCAUUUAUAACACCAAUGGCAACAAAUCUUGCUGCUAUUCGCUACAAGUAUCUAAUUAAAAAAUUUUGUCCUGGCGGAAAUGACGAAGUUCUCUUCCUUAUGAAUGAAAAACCGUUUCUCAUCCCUGGAUGCCAAUCUAAUGGUCUUUGUAACGUUAAUGUCAUUCGUCAACGCUCCAGCCGAUUCAUUGGAGCUAACUGUGCAACUUUUGCCUGCAGUAAUAAUUAA
Molecule: messenger RNA, 651 nt
Organism: Clunio marinus
Lineage: Eukaryota; Metazoa; Arthropoda; Insecta; Diptera; Chironomidae
Source: the annotation of a GenBank genome assembly